AUGAGGCUCAUCACACUCAUCAGCGGCCUCCUAACGCUCGUAGCCACGGUCACCGCCCAAGACGAGACAGGCGACCACCCCAACUGGCCACGCUGGUGUGGCAAAGUCUAUGAAUCAGGGUAUCCUUCCUUCGAGCCGGGCGGACAUACGACGGCGCCGCCGGACAAUGGCUCGACGUAUCUGUACGUGCAGUUCAAGCCGCGAUACAGCAUCUACCUCGAUGGCGAGACGACGGCAUCGUUCGUGGUAAAUGCUGCGCUGUCCCCGUGGUACGGUGGUGCGUGGACAAACUCUACGACCGAUGGCACGGCGACGCAGCCGUUCACCGACCUCGUGUUCUCGAUCAAUGUCGCAGGAAACAACACACCGCUGGUGAAAAGCAGCAUCAGCAUCAAUGAGACGGGCAUAGAGUUCGAAUUCGACCUGUCCGCCUUCGAGCCCAGCUUGACACCCUAUGACGUGGUGCUCUCCGGCUCCUCAGUCUACGAAGACCACAUCGACACCGCAGCAAGCUCAUUCCUGUACCUGCCAGACAACCCCUCCGGCAGCGCGACCAAGAUCGACAACCUGAACGGCGGCCUACUCUUCAAGAACGCCGCAACAAACAACUCAUUCGUGCCGCUGCUGCCGUACGGCUACUACGGCUGGUACAACGGGUCGACCGUCCCCGCGGAGGCCGACGCCUUCGUGCACGAGUACACCAGCAACGGGGAGGGCCUGAAUGCAAUCAUAGCGCUGGCCAACUAUACGGACACGAACCCGGUGUACGACAGCAUGGACGAGUUUGGGCUGCACUACAUGUUCGACUUGCGCAGCUCGUAUAAGAAUCUGACGGAGACGGAGACGCGGGUGAAUACUAUCAAAGGGCGUUCUUCGCUGUUUGCGUACUGGACUGCUGACGAACCCGACGGCCAACAAGUCCCCUUCAACACCACCCCAGCCGCCCAAUCCCUAAUCCACACCCUGGACCCCUACCACCCGGUCGCCAUAACGCUCAACUGCCAAGACUUCUACUUCGGCGCCUACGCCGCGGGCGGCGACAUCCUAAUGGCCGACCCGUACCCAAUCGGCACCUCCUACGCGCUCUCGAAAUGGGGCACGACGUGCAACGCCACCCUCGGCGACUGCGGGUGCGAUAACUGCGCUGGCACCGUGCAAGACGUGCCUUCGCGCUUGGACGAUCUGGCGAUGUAUGAAAGCUGGUUGGGCCGCUGGCCGCUGCCGAGGUUCUUCAAUCCGCAGGUUUUCCAUGGCGAGGACUACUGGGCGCGGGACCCGACGCCGGGGGAGGCGCGCGUGAUGAAUGCGCUGGCGUUUAGUCGGGGUGCCACGGGGAUCUUUGGGUGGACGUGGCCUAGUAGCGAUGUGUUGUUCGCGACGCACUCCGAGAUGGCGGCCGUGGUGACGGCGUCGCCGGUGAGGGAGUUCUUGCUUGGUGGGAAGGCAGAGCCGUUGACCGUGGAGGGGACGGAGCUUUUGGAUGCGGCGUAUUGGGUUCAGGGGGAGCGGAUGAUGGUUAGUGUGGUUAAUGGAGGAUAUGUGGAUGUGAAUAGCACGCUGGCUGUUGAGCUGCCGGUGGCGGCGACGGGGUUCGAAGCGGUGCCGUUUGGGGGGCUGUCGUGGAGGUUGGUAAGUGGGCGGUUGACGGUUGAUCGCCUCCCUGCCAUGUCGUCGAGUUUCAUCAUUCUGGGUCUUGAAGUUACUGGAUAG
Molecule: messenger RNA, 1710 nt
Organism: Anthostomella pinea
Lineage: Eukaryota; Fungi; Ascomycota; Sordariomycetes; Xylariales; Xylariaceae
Source: the annotation of a GenBank genome assembly